This is a messenger RNA of Acaulospora morrowiae, 186 nucleotides long. The record is from the annotation of a GenBank genome assembly. NCBI's taxonomy places the organism in Eukaryota, Fungi, Glomeromycota, Glomeromycetes, Diversisporales, Acaulosporaceae.
AUGGCAAGAACCGCAACGACGAAAACAGCCCCGGAGAUACCACCACCACCAUCACGACAAAGACGACGGUGGAAUAGAGAAAAAGAGCCGCAUCAAGACCUACAAAAAGACGUGAUUAGCAUACACUUCGACACCAUAAAACUCCCAUUAGCAUUUACCUACCUUGAUAGCAUACAUGUCCCCUGA